ACAAAAUUAAUACGACCGGUUAGUUAAUCUGGUCUCAAUUUAACUUGGAACGAUUUUUGGUGCGGGAUAGUUCGUCACGCAUAAAUAGUUUGCGUUGUGCUUUCAGCAUUAUGAACAAAAUCUUCAAAGCACGCAUAACUUAGAGCUUGGUCAAAUUGUUAGUUAUUUGGGAAAAAUAUGGACAGGAAAAACCUAAUUCUUGCGCAAAAAAGCGCCUUUUUGGAGAAAACAACAAUAACAAUCGAUGCAGCUGCUGCUGCUGGAGUUCAACAAAACGGAAUCAAGUCUGAAGGCAUUUUCGACUCAGUAGUUAAAUUUAGACAGUUGAACUGGCUUUCGUUUCCAAAAGAAAUUGAUUCCGGCUUUCUAGGUGAUAGCUACAUCAAAUUUGAAGUUAUUCAGUUUGAAACAAAAAAAGGAAAAAUGGUUCAACGAGAAAUGACUGAAGAAGAUAAUCGUUACUGGAAAUAUGGACUUUGCCAUGAAAUCGGACUUGUAAAGUUAUGUGUCUUGUGUUAUCAACAAUUCUAUGGACUUCACUCGACCAAAGAUCUUCUCAAGACACAGUGCAAGAACAAAACACCACCGGAAAAGAUGAACUUAUGCCUUCACAACUGCCCUGGCUUAAAAAACACUACCUUCAAAAGCACAAUUGUAUUGAAGUACCAGCAUUUCAAAAUCUGCAACAGUGGGGAAAGUAUAUUGCAGAAAUGCUUCAAUGACCGACUCAACGGCUUAGGCUUAAUCGAAGAAGCAACCGACCUUACUACUUUGUCCAAGGAAGUUUCCACUGAAGCAAACACACACAUUGGAUCACAAUCAACCGCAAUCAACCAAAUAUCAACAAAUAUGGGAACUACUAAGACUACAUCUAAGACUACAUCUAAGGCUACACCUAAGACUACAUCUAAGACUACAUCUAAGACAACGACUACAUCUAAGACUUCGUCUGAUACUACAUUUAAGACAACGACUACAUCUAAGACCUCGUCUAAGACCUCAUCUGAGACCUCGUCCAAGACGUCAUCUGAGACCUCAUCUAAGACUACAUCUGAGACCUCAUCUAAGACUACAUCUGAGGCAUCAUCUGAGGCUACAACCGAGACAUCGAGUUUUAACAUUUCAAUGUCAAACACCUCCGACAACAUAACGGAUGAGACUACUACUGCAAUAGUCUUUGGUCCAGGUGAAAAUGGUGCAAAUAACAACGGAGCGGGUAGAGAUACUGCAGCAAAGAAAAAUAAAAAGAAGCCGAAAGGCAGCAAAUACCUUCUAGCUGGAGCUGAAAAAGUCAGCCUAGAUUGUCUGCAUACAGUUUUACAAGUCAUAACUUCAGUUUUUGGAGGCAUACAAAUAGCGACAGCGUGAAAAAGUUUUAGUCUAAGUUAACCUCAAUGAAAAAAGCAUUCAAACAAAGUAACCUGCCAAAAAAAGUUUGACUCGUGUUGUUUGAAAUAUGGUUUGACUUGAGUUUUGUGUGCUUAAUUGGGCGAAAAAAUAAUUAGCAAUUUUAAAAGGUGCAGUAUUAAUUUCAAAUAGUGCCAGAAGAUAACUGAAACGGAAAAAAUUAAUGGGAUGGAAUUAGCUCGAACUGUCCAGUUGAAAACUAAUUAUCCGAUUUGAGAAGUUUAAUAUUUUCAUGUGUAAA
Messenger RNA from Symsagittifera roscoffensis, 1648 nucleotides. RefSeq lists its product as uncharacterized. NCBI's taxonomy places the organism in Eukaryota, Metazoa, Xenacoelomorpha, Acoela, Convolutidae. The transcript is spliced from 3 exons. The record is from RefSeq and is a predicted model, not a curated record. Bases 178 to 1368 code for a protein of 396 amino acids.